Messenger RNA from Suncus etruscus (white-toothed pygmy shrew), 1179 nucleotides. RefSeq names its product E2F associated phosphoprotein (gene EAPP). Gene Ontology annotation, cellular component: nucleus. The coding region runs from base 36 to 890 and encodes 284 amino acids. Gene Ontology annotation, biological process: positive regulation of cell population proliferation. The transcript has 6 exons. The record is from RefSeq and is a predicted model, not a curated record. NCBI's taxonomy places the organism in Eukaryota, Metazoa, Chordata, Mammalia, Eulipotyphla, Soricidae.
GGAGCAGCCGGGACGCCUCCGGACCAGUAGCCGCCAUGAACCGGCUCCGAGACGACGACGACCCCUACCUCGUCGAAGAGGCCAGCGACGAGGAGCCGGCUUUGAGCAGUUCUGAGGAUGAAGUGGAUGUGCUUUUACAUGGAACUCCCGACCAAAAAAGAAAACUCAUCAGAGAAUGUCUUACGGGAGAAAGUGAGUCAUCUAGUGAAGAUGAAUUUGAAAAAGAAAUGGAAGCUGAGUUAAAUUCUACCAUAAAAACAAUGGAGGACAAGUUAUCUUCUCUGGUAAAAGGAUCUUCCUUAGGAAAUGGCCAAGUUGGAACAGCUGCAUCAAAAUACUAUGAUGAUAUAUAUUUUGAUUCUGAUUCUGAGGAUGAAGACAAAACAGCACAGGUAACCAAGAAAAAAGAGAAGAAGCGACACAGGAUUCCAACAAAUGAUGAAUUAUUAUAUGACCCUGACAAAGAUAACAGAGACCAGGCUUGGGUUGAUGCACAGAGGAGAGGCUACCAUGGUUUGGGAAUACGGAGGUCACAUCAACAACAGAGGCCUGUUCCAAAUAGCGACGCUGUCUUGAAUUGCCCUGCCUGCAUGACUACAUUGUGUCUUGAUUGUCAAAGGCAUGAAUCCUAUAAAACUCAAUAUAGGGCAAUGUUUGUGAUGAAUUGUUCUGUCAACAAAGAUGAGGUUCUGAGAUACAAAAUCCCAGAGAACAGGAAGAAAAGACGCAGCAAUAAGAAGAUGCGGUCUAAUGAUGAAGAUGCUGCAGGUCAGGAAGAGACAGACGAACUCUAUCACCCGGUGAUGUGCACUGAGUGUUCCACUGAAGUGGCUGUCUAUGACAAAGAUGAAGUCUUCCACUUUUUCAAUGUUUUAGCAAGCCAUUCCUAAACAGUGCAGUUGCAAAUAAUUGCCUGAUGUUGUAUAUAAGGUAAAUAUGAACAGUUACUUUUCUCCUGCUCUUUAUGUAAAGUGAGAGUCUGCACGGUUAUGUGAGAAAGCAGUGACUUAUCUUUGUUUUUCUGAAAGAGAAGUUAUCUUUCAUUCCACUCUUUUGUAAUUAAAAAUUUCCCUUGCUCUGAUGGGACCAGUUAUUCUUUUCCUUUAGAUGGACAUUUGAAAACUUUGGGGCUUUUAUUUAUUAAAGCUCUUGAUAAUUAAAGUGUAGAGUUAAAAUAUU